AUGGAACCAACUACCCCUAUUUAUAACAUCUUUGACCAUAAUACCAAAUAUGAUGUUGCCCUACUUGAAAGCUAUAGCCUUGAUAAUGAGUUGUAUUUAUCUGAUGACAGUCCAACAUAUACAGAGGAUUCACAGCUAUUGUCUCUAUAUUUGGAUAUGGAAUUAAAUUCAGUUUCAGUUUCAAACUCAUACUUGGAGCCAGUUUCAAACUUAUACCUGGAGCCAGUUUCAAACUUAGACCCAAAUACCAACCCUAAUCUAAACUCACCAAAAAUAUCUAAAACUGCAACAAAACAUAAAAGAAGGAUUAGUAAACGUAAAGCAUGGAAACCUGAAGAGGAUCAAAAAUUAUAUGAUUUAGUAAAAAAAAAUGGACCAAAAUAUUGGGAUGAAAUUGCUAUAAAAAUGUUACCAUUCAAUAGAGAUAGAAACCAAUGCCGUUCUCGUUAUAAUCAAUAUAUAAAGAAAAACUCAAAUGGUAAAUCAUAUGUUCAAUUAAUUGGAGAAAAUGAUUCUCGUAAAUUUGGUGACUGGAAUUCUGAUGAGGAUGAUAAAUUAAGGAGAUUAGUCAAUGAAAAUGGUUCAGAAAAUUGGAAAAAAAUUGCUCUUCUUUUAAAUUCAAAAAAAAAUUCAAUUAAAUGUUAUAAUAGAUACAAAUAUUUAUACCCAGAUGCCGAUGUUAAAUAUUUUAGAAAAUGGGAUAAUGACGAAGAUGCUCAGCUCUUAAACUUGGUCCAAGAAUUUGGUCCAUAUGACUGGGAAUUUAUCUCUUCAAAAAUGACUAGUGGUAGGGAUAAAGCCCAAUGUUGUAAUAGAUACAAUGGUAAUUAA
Dictyostelium purpureum is the source of this 831-nucleotide messenger RNA. RefSeq lists its product as uncharacterized. The coding region runs from base 1 to 831 and encodes 276 amino acids. Lineage: Eukaryota; Evosea; Eumycetozoa; Dictyosteliales; Dictyosteliaceae. The transcript is spliced from 2 exons. The record is from RefSeq and is a predicted model, not a curated record.